Molecule: messenger RNA, 672 nt
Organism: Ananas comosus (pineapple)
Lineage: Eukaryota; Viridiplantae; Streptophyta; Magnoliopsida; Poales; Bromeliaceae
Exons: 3
Coding region: 1-672 (223 amino acids)
Molecular function (GO): nucleic acid binding; zinc ion binding
Source: RefSeq, a predicted model, not a curated record
AUGAGUGUUAUGCUUCCGAUUUAUGCCUCCGAUUUUUCUGUUAUGUUUCCUAUCCGAUUAGCGUGCGUAGCACUGUUUAAGCAACAACGGACUGUGCGAACUAGAGAUGGAUUAUCAAUGAUAAUUAGUGCUCUAAAGUUAAAGUCAUUUGAGGAAGUCCUGGAUCGAGCUCUUUGGGUAGAGCGCAGCAAUGCGAUUGCGCGUGAGGAACGCGAGUCGUUUGAUAGAGAACGAGAAAGAGAAAAGGGAAAGAAGCGAACCACUGGUGGCGCCGGGGGACAGUCGAGCUCUAAACGGCCCCCUCGGUAUCCACAGCCACAGCAGACGUAUCAGGGACCCCCGGGAUGUGUGAUUUGCGGCGGGAAUCAUCAAGCGGUAGCUUGUUCACAAAAGGACGGUAAAUGUUUUAAGUGUGGACAGCCGGGACACAUUAGUCGUGAUUGCCCGAGAGGAGCAUCAUCUGCUCAGCCUACAGCUUCAGUUCAGUCGCCUGCGAGGCAGCGUGCGGGUCCCCCACCCGCUAUGUCAGCUGGACAUACUUUUGUGCCGCGUCAGUACGAGCCACCCCGACCUGCACCGAGUGGUCGUGUCUUUGCAGCUCAGGUUGAGGAUCCUGCCGUAGUCGACGAUGUCGUGGCAGGUAUUGUUUUACUAGAUCGCGUAUAUUAUUGA